UUGCCAGUUCAUUUGUACUGUGAGUCGUUUUCCAACCCUGUCCAUACCCGGUUCAUAACUCAUAGUGCAAUUACAUCCUCUGCAAAAAGAUAAGUCAGUUAUAUCGUUAUCAUGUCGUCAAAAGAUUUAGAAUGCAAUGAUGUCAAAGUUGACUCUGGCUUGUUUGACUCUGCCUCUAACAUCCUGGCUCCACUCUCAGAAGAGCUGACUCGCUGGGGCAAGUUCAAGGAUUCCUUCAAAAGACAACCCUACGAUGAAACUGGUGCUGGUAAGCAGCUUGCCAAAGGUAUCUCCAAGAGUCACUUGGUGUUGAUGGCCUUGUGUACUGGUCUUGGUACUGGUUUAUUGGUGGGUUCUGGUGGAGUCUUGAGCAAGGCUGGUCCAUUAUUCGUUCUUAUCGGUUAUGCCAUUGUUGGUUCUUUCUUGUAUCCUACCUUGCAAGCUGCUGGUGAAAUGGCUGUCAACUAUUCUGAUCUCUCUGGUGGUUACAACAACUACCCAAGAAAGUUUGUAGACGAGUCCUUGGCUUUUGCAAUCACUUGGAAUUACUGUAUCCAGUGGCUUUCUGUCAUUGCCAUCGAGUUAGUGACUGCUGCUAUGACCAUUGAAUACUGGAACACCUCCAUCAACCCUGACGUGUGGGUUACUAUUUGCUACGUUGUUGUCUUGUUCAUUAACUUUAACGGUGCCAAGGGUUACGGUCAAGGUGAAUUCAUCUUGGGUUCCUGUAAGAUCCUCAUGAUUGUAGGUUUCAUUAUCAUGGGUAUAGUCGUUAACGUUGGUGGCGGACCAGAAAAGGAAUUCAUUGGAGGAAGAUACUGGCACAACCCUGGUUUCUAUACCAACUUCAAGGGUCUUUGUUCUGUUUUUGUCACUGGUGCUUUCUCUUUGGGCCAGUCAGAAUUCGUUGCUCUCUCAGCUGCUGAGCAGAAGAACCCAAGACAGUCCAUUCCAUCGGCUUGUAAGUUAAUCUUCUGGAGAAUCCUUGUUAUCUUCUUGGGUUCUUUGACUAUUGUCGGUUUGUUGGUUCCAUACACCUCCGACAGACUCUUGGGUUCCCAUGGUGGCGGUUCACAUGCUUCUCCAUUCGUGUUGGCUGCCGCUUUGCAUGGAGUCAAGGCAGUUCCUUCCAUCAUUAAUGCUGUCAUUUUGUUGUCGGUCACUUCUGUUGCUUCUUCUUCGUUGUACUCUGCCUCCAGAACUUUGCAAUCUUUGGCUGAACAACGUUUUGCCCCAACUUGGUUCAACUACAUUGACAGGUCUGGUAGACCAUUGAGAGCUUUGGUGGUAUGUUCAAUCAUUGGUCUCUUCUCUUUCAUCGCUGCCUACAAGAAACAAGAAACAGUGUUCAACUGGUUAUUGGCUAUUUCUGGUCUCUCUCAAAUCUUCACUUGGUUCAGUAUCUGUAUUUCCCACGUCCGUUUCAGAGCUGCAUUGAAGUACAACAACAUUUCCCUUGACUCAUUAGGUUACGUUGCUUCUACUGGUGUUUGGGGUUCGUGGUAUGCUAUCAUUUGGUAUGUUCUUGUGUUGAUUGCGCAAUUCUGGAUUGCUUUAUACCCAGUUGGAGAAGGAAAGCCAGAUGCCGAAAACUUUUUCCAGAACUACCUUGGAGCAAUUGUUUUGAUCUUGUUCUACUUUGGCCAUAAGUUAUACACAAAGAACUGGAAAUUGUUUAUCAGGGUAGAAAACAUCGAUAUUUACAGCAGCAGAACCAUUUUUGAUGAAGAAGUAUUGACAUUGGAAAAGCAAGAAGAAGCAGAGAGGUUCAAAAAUUCCAACAUUUUCAAGAAGGCAUUGAAGUUCAUGUUCUACUAGAAGGAUCUUCUCUAAUGACCAUUUCAUGACUUUUCACUUCAUUUUAAAUUAUUUAUAGAUUGUAAUACUAUGGUUUUAUGAAUUU
This is a messenger RNA of Scheffersomyces stipitis CBS 6054, 1903 nucleotides long. RefSeq names its product amino acid transporter. The transcript has a single exon. The coding region runs from base 112 to 1818 and encodes 568 amino acids. Gene Ontology annotation, cellular component: membrane. NCBI's taxonomy places the organism in Eukaryota, Fungi, Ascomycota, Pichiomycetes, Serinales, Debaryomycetaceae. The record is from RefSeq and is a predicted model, not a curated record. Gene Ontology annotation, biological process: amino acid transmembrane transport. Gene Ontology annotation, molecular function: amino acid transmembrane transporter activity.